Messenger RNA from Homarus americanus (American lobster), 1275 nucleotides. RefSeq lists its product as uncharacterized. Lineage: Eukaryota; Metazoa; Arthropoda; Malacostraca; Decapoda; Nephropidae. The annotation marks the transcript as partial. The transcript has 2 exons. The record is from RefSeq and is a predicted model, not a curated record.
UAAGCGGUGCUGGGUGGUAGCGUCAAGGGUCAGUCGCUGCUGGUGGCAGGUGAAGGAGGGAGGUGUGGCCACGCCCGCGGCUCCGUGUUCUACUGCCUCAAAAUUUAUCACAUGUGACUGUUGAGUCGUAGGAGCUGGGUUGUGUGUGGUGGCCAACUCCGUCGUGAAGACCAGCUCUGAGUGUUGGGAGUGCACGGGGUGUCGUGUCCGCUCCUCACGCCAACGUUCGUGUUUUGUAUGUGAUCUGAAUUGUUCAAACGAGACUGUUACGAGUGUGAGUGUUCGUGGGUGUCAUCUCUGGUUGUCUUACGAGACACGAGACGAGCCUCAGUGUUGGAUCACCAGACGUACGGCGUCAGGAUCAUGAGGGACACGUGUAGGAGAGGUAUUGGCAGCCACUGAAGGGUAGUCUAGAUUCUGUCAUUAUCAGCAUGGCUAAUUACAAGACCAAGAGACGCCCGUUGUCCUGUGAGGUGCACCUGAGUGUUAUUCAGGAGGAGGAGCUGGAGAGUCUCAGGAAGAGGCGCGAGUGGAUGGAAUCUGAGAAACACAAAGGCAGACGAAGCAAAAGUGAGAGUGAUGGGGAUAUAUGCGACAGAGGCGACGGCGACAGUAAUGAUGUCCUGGAAGACGAGGUCAUGGCGGGACCUCAACAACUCCCCAACAACGACGAUAUCAGCCCCAACGACGUCUUCAGCAUCGUCGACGACGGUGACGACGGCGCCCCGGGCGGUAGAAAUGACGACGAGACCGACAACCUUAGAUCAUUCUACACACACCUGGACGAGAGGUGGCUGACCAGUAGCCUCGGGGCCCUCUCCAUAGACCGCCACAACUCUCUCACUCUCUCCUACAGACAAUUACCUUUCGACGAGGAUUUGAGCCUGGCGCCGGGUGAAGGGCCCAGGAGCGUCCUCCGCAAGACUAACAGCUUGGAUUACAUCAAGCCCAAGGGAAACAGCUACAUUCGACGAGCCAUGCCCUUCCUCUCUCGCAUGACGUCAAACCUAAAGCGAGCUGUGUCGGAGAAGGACCUCUUAAAACUGACCGACUUCUCCGUCGCGACCUCGAUAUCACCCAGCCCGCGCUCUUCACCCACCCCUCAUUCACCCACCGCCCACUCACCCACCGCCCGCUCACCCACAGGUCGCCGUGAGUCAGCGGGCAGCCCGGGACCAGCUUCUCGCCACAACAGUAACUCACUCCGGCAAUGCGACUCUCUGGAGAACAUAUGUGACACCGCUGCCUCGGACCACCUCCCGGAGAAUGAUCCUG